This is a messenger RNA of Papilio polytes (common Mormon), 3383 nucleotides long. RefSeq lists its product as uncharacterized. NCBI's taxonomy places the organism in Eukaryota, Metazoa, Arthropoda, Insecta, Lepidoptera, Papilionidae. The coding region runs from base 889 to 3231 and encodes 780 amino acids. The record is from RefSeq and is a predicted model, not a curated record. Gene Ontology annotation, molecular function: nucleic acid binding; zinc ion binding. The transcript is spliced from 5 exons.
AUGUUUGUUUAAAAACCGGACAGAAAAUUAUAAGAAAAACCAAUUAUAUUGAUAAGAGAUAUUCAGAAAGUGGCGUUGAUAAGGAUACAGAUAUGUUUGCUGAUGUAGGAUUAACAAAAAGAUGUUCCAUAUGUGAAAUAGAAGUACCCAAAGAAUAUAUGAAAAAUCACAUAGAAAGUGACAAGCAUAAGAUGUAUUUGAAUAUCACAAACACAGCUAUAAAUAGAUGUAAAAAACAAAUCAAAGUAAUUAAUUUUAAUCCAUACAAAUAUGAGGAAUCUUCAUUUUUUUGUGAAACAUGCGUUACAGUUAUAUCUAUUGGUGAUAAAUCUGAACAUUUAAAAACGGAAUCUCAUCAAAAUGCCGUUAAAAAAGAUUUAAAAAUGAAAAAACUGAUUGAUUUUUAUAAUAAUAUCUCUGAUGAAAAUCCGGUAUUUCAAAAUCAUGAAAUAAAUGAAACAAAGAGUAAAGAAGAAAUAAACACAAUUGUACCUAAAACAUUUGAUAAUAUAAUAGCAAUAAAAGGAGAGCAUUUAGUUAUAAAAAUAGAUAAUUAUCUAAUAAAAAUGUUAACAGACAGUUACAAUGGAAUCAUGUUAACGGCAAAACACAGAUAUAAAUGUAUAUUCUGCAACGACACAUUUAAAAAGAAAACGAAACAUAUUAAUUUACAGAAACAUGUAAAGAAAAUAACUCCAAUACAAGAUAUUAAUUGUAUAAGAAAUUUGGAAACGGCUAAAAAGCAUUGCAUUUUAUGCAAUAAAUUACUAGACAAUUAUAAUCAUAUUGAAGAUACAGAACAUAAAGACAGAUUAAAAAAUGCAAUUCUAACAGAUUAUGAAAACGUAGAACAUGAAACGGAAGUAAUCAAGACAGAAGAAAUAAAAGAUGUUAGGAACAGAAAGAAAUUCAUCAAGCGAUAUCGAUGUUAAUAUCAAAUUAAUUUGCCAUAUUUGUAAUAUAAAAGUACCUAAAAUAUUCAUGAAAAAUCAUAUAAACAGUCCUAAACAUAAGAUAUAUUUGAAAAUAGCAAAUACAGCAAUGUCAAGAAUUAAUAAAAAUACGAAUCAAAACAUUUUAAUAUCUAAAUGUAAAAGUUCUUUACAUUUUUGUGAUGUCUGUGUUGUUGCUGUUGAGAAUAAAAUGGAUCAUAUUUCAUCAGAUUAUCAUAGGAUUGCUGUUAAAAAGGAGAAAAUGUUCAAAAGUCUUGUAGAAAUGUAUGCUAACGAUUGUGAUAUACAUUCUGAUGAAUCAGAAAGUUGUGACAAAGAAAAUGUUUCUACAGCUUCAGAUGAAAGCUCAGAUGAAGAAAUAUCAAAUGAAUUUAAAGAAAUAGACGAUAAUACAAAAGAAGUAUUAAGUAAAGAACGAGAAACUGAUAAUCAAGUUAAAAUAUUCAAUGCUAGAACGAAGAGUCAUGUUUUAAAAUCUCUUGAUGGAAAGUAUUAUAUAAUCGAAACCAAAGAUGGUGUCCAAAUAAAAGUGGAACGUGAUAAUUAUCAUGGUUUCAAAAAGAUUGGCAAACGGAAAUACGCGUGUCAAUUAUGCUCUAGUUUCUGUCAAAGGAAAGGUAAUCACAUAUUAACGGAGAAGCAUUUGAAGAACAUUUCGAAUGUGAUAGGAUAUCAUUGCAUCAGAGAAGUGGAUACAUCAACUACACAUUGUAUAAUAUGUAAUGAAUUAAUUGAGAGCUACCUACUACAUACAAUGUGCAACGAAAAACAUAUAGAAUUAUUAAAAAACUCACUCAUUCACACAGAUGAUCCAGAUGUAAAUGGAAUUAAAUCAAAAAUCAGUAUAAACAACACUAUUCACGAAAAAGAACCCAACAAAUCUGACGGUAGUCAUAAAACUGUUGAUGUGGGUAGUCUGAAAUUACAAGCGAAUGAAGUGAAAGUCAAACUACCGUCUCAAAAUCCAGUAGAACAUUUAUUAGAGAAUGCUAAUACAAAUUUGUCACAAUUAAAUAAAACAAACGAGAUUAUUGAAUCAAAAGAACAAAAAAAUAUAAUUCCAAUAAACGUAUCAACCAAACAAAAUUCAGAAUUAAUAUCGGAAACGUCUUUACAUCCAGAUUUGUACAUGAUAAAAACAACAAAUCAAGAGAAAUCUUGCUAUUUCUGUGAUGUACCAAUACCUAAUACAACAAGAAAUAUAAACGAACAUCUAGACGGUUCCAAACAUAAACAGACGGUUAAAGAAAUAUUAAACAUUAAUGGUUUAUUAGUUAAAAAUGGAUCUACUUAUUGCAAAUAUUGUCAUAAUAACAUGGUAAAGGAAUACCAAUAUUAUCAUAUUCAACUAGAAAGUCACAAAGCAAAUAUAAUCGCAGUUAAAAAAAUAAACGUAAAAGAAUCUAAUAUAGAUAAAAUAAAUACAUCAAAAGAUAUUGAAAUUAAAACUAAAGAAGAUUCUAUUCAAGAAAUAAAUAAUGGUACAACUGAAAUAGAUAUCCCAUCAGUAAUGGAAAAAACACCGAAAGGUAAUGAAAUAUCAUGCAAAAUAUGCAAUGUAAUAGUUCCGUUAAGAACUUCUAAUAUUCAAGACCAUUUAGAAGGGAACAAACAUAUGAAAAAUCUAAUGGAAUUGUUAGAUAACAAUAAAAUAAUAAUCAAAGAAACACGUAAUUUUUGCGAAUUAUGCUCCUUUUAUAUACAAGAUAAUAUGAAUUACGAGCAUAUAAUAUCAUACUUUCAUAUGAGGAAAUUAGAAAUUCAUGAAAAUAAUAAUAAAAAUGAUGCGAAAUCCAAAAGAUUGAAAACCGUAUUUACUUACAUACUAAAUAUAUUAGAGAGUGGAAACCUUUUAUGUACAGUAUGCAACGUUAUUAUACCAAAUAAAGAGUCAAAUAUAACAGAACAUAUAAACGGAAAGAAACACAUAUCAAAAGAAACGGAUGUAUUUAAAAAAAAUAAAUUAAUAAUCAACGAUAUGAAUUCAUAUUGCGAUAUAUGCUCUUUAUAUAUUUUAAAAGGUUCAGAACAUGAUCAUAUAAAAACUAAACUACACGAAGACAAUAUGAAUAGAAAAUCUGAUAAAACAGACAAUAUUGAUCAAAUACCGCAAUCUAAUAAUUCCACUGAAUAUAUAGGGAUAGUACAAAGUACACCGCAUGUAGUACGGUGUACUUUAUGUAAUGUAGAUGUACCAGACAGUGUACAUACAUUAAAUAUGCAUGUACAAGGUACAAAGCAUAAAUCUAAUUUUAAAACAUUAUUCCCGAAUCAAUAAAUAUAGAGCCUUACAAAUAAACACGGUAUAAAACUUCGGAAUAAACUGAGUAUAAACAAAUAGUACAGUAGAAAGUCGAUAAGUUAAAGUCCAAGGGAAACACAAAAUAUUUUAAGUUAUAGAGGUUUUAAGUUAUCAAGGGUCUAUGUUGU